Molecule: messenger RNA, 1090 nt
Organism: Sinocyclocheilus rhinocerous
Lineage: Eukaryota; Metazoa; Chordata; Actinopteri; Cypriniformes; Cyprinidae
Product: SNARE-associated protein Snapin-like
Exons: 4
Coding region: 49-438 (129 amino acids)
Biological process (GO): intracellular protein transport; regulation of synaptic vesicle exocytosis; lysosome organization
Cellular component (GO): BLOC-1 complex; BORC complex; synaptic vesicle
Molecular function (GO): SNARE binding
Source: RefSeq, a predicted model, not a curated record
AAAACCUGGCAACCCUGACUAGCGCUGUCAGAUCAGAGCUCAGUAAAGAUGGCAGCGCUAGCAGUGGUGGAAACCCCAUCAGGGAAAGAUGCUCUCGCGGAGGGUUUGCUGGAUCUCAUGAGUCCCGCUGUACAGCAGCUUGACUUACAUGUGCACUCAGUCAGAGAAAGCCAAGUGGAACUUAGGGAACACAUUGAUAAUUUGGCAUCUGAGCUGUGUAGGAUCAACGAACACCAGAAGGUGGCACUAGAUUUAGACCCAUAUGUGAAAAAACUCCUUAAUGCCAGGCGAAGAGUGGUGCUUGUCAACAACAUACUCCAGAAUGCACAGGAGCGUUUGCGAAGGCUGAACCAUAAUGUUGCUAAAGAGACGGCACGCAGGAAGACCAUGCUUGAGGCAUCUGGAGCAUUUACCCCACGCUCUCCCAGCAAACCAUGAUGUCCGAAAUCUCACAUUUUGGGAAUGCACCAUUACACUGUGCUCAAUGCCAAGGACCAACGCUGUAGAUUUGCAGAAUCUUCCUCUCAUCAUUAAAGGGCGCUGGGCUAUGCAAAGCACUGCUAGCAGAACACUGCAGCAUUAAUGUCAGUUCACUUAAGAGGAGUCAGGGAGACAGCAGUGUAAAUAUGCACUCAUUUCUUUCUUGAACAUAUGACUUUUUAAUAAAAUAUUUGUCUGUAUGAAUUUAACUGUUGCUGAAAAAUGCAAUGCUGUGGAUUUGCUAAUUAUUUGCAAAUGUAGGAUUUGAAUAAUUAUUGUUAUUUAUCAGAACUGUCCGAGAAAAUAUCUAGUCUAAUUUACCUGCAAAUAUUCUACUGUCAGUCUUACCAUAUUUUUUUCUUGGGUUUAGACUCUGUACACAUUUUUAUCAAAUUAUUUUCUGUUGCAAAUGUGCUUAAUGUAUUCAAAGGAAUCAUUCACCCAAAAAUGAAUAUGUAUUCACCUUCAGGCCGUCCAAGAUGUAGAUGAGUUUGUUUCUUCAUCAGAACAGAUUUGGAAAAAUUUCGCUUUCCAUCACUUGCUUGUUAUUGGGUCCUCUGCAGUGAAUGGGUGCCGUCAGGAUGAGAGUACAAACAGCUGAUAAAAACAU